AUGUCGGAGUCAACAAUAGAACAAGCGAAACGGGAAAUUGAUGAAUCUUUGAUUCUGAGUGCAUUCUGCAUGCGUCGUAUCGGGCUCUCGUUCCAGGAUCCCAAAAGUGGAGCGGCUUAUUUACGUCAGAAGCUGAUGUUCAUUGCAUCUGUCUGCGGCAUUUGCUACCACGUAUUCAGUGAAAUCGUCUUCAUCGGUCUCACGUUGUCGAAUUCGCCACGAGUCGAGGAUGUCGUUCCACUUUUCCAUACUUUUGGCUACGGUGCUUUAAGUAUCGCAAAAGUAUUUGUGUUGUGGUACAAAAAAGAUGUAUUCCGUCAGCUACUGAAUGAGCUAGCUGGCAUAUGGCCGAUGCCUCCGCUGGAAGAGGAAGCCUUAAUCAUUAAGAACAAGAGUCUGGCCGCUCUCCGCAUAACACAUCGAUGGUAUUUCUUCAUGAAUGUAUCGGGUGUGUGGUUCUACAACUUGACUCCGAUCGUCGUUUAUCUGUUUGGCCUAAUUCAAGGCAAGAGCGAUAAGAUUGGAUACGUCUGGCAGUCCUGGUACCCGUUUGAUAAACACCAAACGGUUGCGCAUGUCGCGGUUUAUCUCUUUGAAAUAUUCGCAGGUCAGACUUGCGUAUGGAUUAUGGUCAGUACAGACCUCUUAUUCUCAGCUAUGGCCAGCCAUAUAAGUAUACUGUUACGGCUCCUGAAGCAACGACUGGAAGCUGUGGGUACAAUUGAUAAUGAGCACUAUGACGAGAUACUCGGGAACAUUAAAUUACACCAGAGGCUUAUAACAUACUGCAACGAUUUAGAAAACGCUUUCUCCUUGUCGAACUUCGUGAACAUUAUGUUGAGCUCCGUCAAUAUCUGCUGUGUAGUGUUCGUUAUUGUGCUCCUUGAACCGUUCAUGGCGAUCAGUAACAAACUGUUUUUGGGUUCAGCUCUAAUUCAAAUCGGAAUGCUGUGUUGGUACGCGGACGACAUUUUCCAUGCGAACGCUGAUGUAGCGGCGGCUGCGUACAAUAGCGGAUGGUACCGUACAAAUCCUCGCUGUCGUCGCGCCCUGCUUUUCCUUAUACAGAGGGCUCAGAAACCGAUUGCGUUCACAGCAAUGGGCUUCACAAAUAUCACCCUCGUUACGUAUUCAGCGAUCCUCACGAGGUCGUACUCGUACUUCGCAUUGCUAUAUACUAUGUACAACGAAAAUUAA
Messenger RNA from Spodoptera littoralis (African cotton leafworm), 1197 nucleotides. The record is from the annotation of a GenBank genome assembly. NCBI's taxonomy places the organism in Eukaryota, Metazoa, Arthropoda, Insecta, Lepidoptera, Noctuidae.